CAGAGCUUUGCUUUACACAGUAUGGCCGGCGAUAUUAGCUAGCGCUUGCUCAACCGCGUUCUCUGUAACAGGGAAUAAAACAGGGAAAAAAAAGAGACUUUAGCGGAGAAAUUAACUAUCCAUCAUAAACAACACCUAGAAAUCAACGAUAAUAUUCGAAAGCCACCUGCCAAAAAAUUACAAUAAAGUAAUAAUCGACGUAAAAUCUUUAAAGGCUACAUUUCAAAUAUAAAUUGAAGCUAAGAAUUAUUUUUAAGUAAAGGACCAGAAAAAAAAAGAAACCGGGUAAGAAAUUAUCAGCAGGUAGUUAUUUUUUUCCGUUUGAAGUUAUUUUCUGCGUUGUCGGUGGGUCUCCGGCUGCCGGAGGAGGGAGAGGCGGUCGAGAAGAUGAAGAUGGAGGAGAGCGCCGCGCACUUCUUUGAGGGAACAGAGAAGCUGCUGGAAGUGUGGUUUAGUCAGCAGGACGAGAGCAAAGGAUCCGGGGACCUCCGUGACAUCCCAAGGUUUGAGUGGGACAAACUUUUGGAGAGUGUGCAUUGUUUGAUCAUAAGUGUGACGAAAACUGACAAGCAGGAAGCUUAUGUACUCAGUGAGAGUAGCAUGUUUGUCUCCAAGAGACGUUUCAUUUUGAAGACAUGUGGUACCACCCUCUUACUGCAAGCACUGGUUCCCCUGUUACAGCUCGCCAGAGAAUAUUGUGGGUUUGAUGGCAUCCAAAACUUUUUUUAUUCCCGCAAGAACUUUAUGAAACCAAACCAUCAAGAAUACCCGCAUAGGAAUUUUCAGGAAGAAGUUGAAUUCCUAAAUCAAAUUUUCCCUAAUGGAGCAGCAUAUUGCAUGGGGCGAAUUAAUUCUGAUUGCUGGUAUUUGUAUACUCUGGACAUUCCAGAUGGAUAUGUUAUCAAUCAACCAGAUCAGACACUGGAAAUUCUAAUGAGUGAGCUUGACCCAGAAGUUAUGGACCAGUUCUACAUGAAAGAGGGUGUUACUGCAAAUGAUGUCACUCGUGUGAGUGGAAUUCGUGACCUGAUACCAGGUUCUGUCAUUGAUGCUACAAUGUUCAGCCCUUGUGGUUAUUCAAUGAAUGGGAUGAAAUCAGAUGGAACUUACUGGACUAUUCACAUCACUCCAGAACCAGAAUUUUCAUAUGUUAGUUUUGAAACAAAUGUAUCUCUAACAACCUACGAUGAUCUGAUUAGUAAAGUUGUGGAUGUUUUCAAGCCAAGGAAAUUUGUGACCACCCUCUUUGUUAAUCAGAGUUCCAAAUGUCGUACAGCAUUCAGUUGCGCUCAGAAGACUGAAGGCUUUAGACGUCUGGAUCGCCAAUUUGCGCAGUUCAAUGACUACAAUUUUGUUUUCACCAGUUUUGCCAAGAUCCAGCCACAGCAGAGUUGAUUAGAAAUUAUGAAGAAACGCAAAAAGAAAACUAAUGGUAGAGGUGGUGGGUGCUUUUUAGAUACCAGGGGCCAUGCUUUCUACAUCCAUCACCUAGUAGCUGCUGGAAGCCCUAAAUAUAAUCCUAGUAUGAGUUUAAAUUGUAUACAUUAUUAUAACGAGGAGAUAGAUAACUUGCAUGAAUGCUCUCUCCAGUGUGUAGGUAUUCUAUGCCACUCUUGCUGUGAAAUUAAAGUGCAUGUAGAUGCGUUAAACACAGACUGUAUGGGACUCAACAGCACAUGUAAAAAUGCACAUUGUCUUACACAAUGCAUCUGUUUUUUACAGGUGUCUCCAAAAGUUCACCACAGACAAGGUUUCCGCCCACCCUAAUUUUGUUAGGGUCAGGCCACACAAGCAGAUUCGGGGAGAUUAGUUGCCGUAGUUGAUUUCCGUUUUGCCGGCAGGGGGAAGACCGUUCGAGGAGAUUGUCCCCCGAAGAAGAGGCGAUUUGUCGCUGGGGUGUCUAAUCUCCCUGAAUCUGCUUGUGUGGCCUGACCCUUAAAAUAAUUAAAUUGCAGGCUUGGUGUUCUUGUACAAUUAGGCCUGUAUUGCAGGACCAUAAGUUUUCUUUUAACUGUUUAAAAACAAAAAAGUUUUAUUUUAAAAUCAAGAGUGUAUUUUUAGGGAGACAGAUUUAUAUCCUUCCAGUUUAUUUUAUUGUACUGUAUUGAGGGUGCUAGGCUUGUUACAGGAGCAUAAUUCAUUAAAAUGGCCAAUAUGUGCUAGUGAUAGGAUAAAGUGAUGCAGGAAAUUUUAACCUCAUGAAUUCUAACUUGAUCCAGGCCUUUUGUCCUAACUAUAUUGUUCUCUGCAAAACUUUCACAUUAGAUGUUUCUAAUUUGUGUAAACAAUAUACUGUAAACCAGCCCAGAUCCUGCUCCAGUUUGCAUCCCAUUUGAAAUCAAUGCAUUUUUAUCCUGCAUAAAAAAGAAACCUGUGACUUUGAGCAUGUGACUACUAUGCUGUAUUUGACAGUGCUGUAACCUCAUCCACUCACCCUUGUGAAUUGGUUUGGUGAUUUCCUUUAUACCAUGAUUUGGUAGCUUUAUGUAAUGAACAUUGGGACAUCUCAAAGGCGUUUUUAAGUAUUUUAUAAUUCAAUUGGAAAUUACUUGUUGGUUACCCUAACGGUUAGAUAAGGCUUUCAAAAAUGUGCCUAGCUCUGAAUUGAACUCUUUUGACCAUUCCCACUGUCUUUCUGUAAUACUGUUCUAUAUCCUUAUUGCAUAUAGUUCAGUUAUUCCAUAUGUCUUUGUCAACACUUUUUUAUAGUGUUUUGAACAACAUGCUUGCCUUGAAAUAGGGGUUGUAACAUCUGUUAUUUUUUUAAGCAUACAUUUUUUCAAAGCGUUCUGUUGCUCCUCUAGGAUAUUUCUUGUGCUUAUUUUUGAGGACCAAUAUUUUGCAUAGUUAAAGUUCUUGCUGUCUAAAUAACACAAACCCCUUAAAAAUGGGCUGCUAGUGCAGUGGUUAGUGCUUCAGAGUAUGAGCAUGUUCAUGGUGCGGACAUCCCAGACAGACCUUGCAAUUGACUGCCUUUGAACUAAGUCACAUGAUUCCUUUGCCUGUAAAACCUGUUGGGAGAUGAAUUCUGUCAAUUGGUUUGUGAAAACAUUUUCUAUAAGGGUUGAUACAUUGACAAGUCCAUUAUAUUGCACUAUGCUGAAUCAUACCCUCGGUACUAUGUACACAUCAAAAGAAACAACUGAAAACUAAAAAAGGAUCUUCUCUUGGGGAGAGGGGAAUUUGUCUCAAUUCUCUUUGUUAGACUCUGAUCAAUUGUAAUGUACUGAAUAUCUCUGUACCAUCUACCUAAUGCUUAAAUAAAACCGUGCUUAAUACAUUA
Xenopus laevis (African clawed frog) is the source of this 3283-nucleotide messenger RNA. It is a transcript of the gene amd1.S, whose product is annotated as adenosylmethionine decarboxylase 1 S homeolog. The transcript is spliced from 9 exons. Bases 388 to 1395 code for a protein of 335 amino acids. The record is from RefSeq and is a predicted model, not a curated record. Gene Ontology annotation, molecular function: adenosylmethionine decarboxylase activity. Gene Ontology annotation, cellular component: cytosol. Gene Ontology annotation, biological process: spermidine biosynthetic process; spermine biosynthetic process. NCBI's taxonomy places the organism in Eukaryota, Metazoa, Chordata, Amphibia, Anura, Pipidae.